AAAAGUCCAGUUAAAAUAUAAGCAUGACCGUUGUUUAGAUUUCUCUGAUUCACGUCGUGGGGGACACUUCGUUGACGGAGAAACAGUGGUUUUCACGACGUGGAAACCACACGGGAAAAUUGAAAGAGAUUUAAAUUCGAGUUAUAUCAAUUUAGAAAAAAUAGGGAAAAAUGUGUUUGAAGAAUGUCGAAAGACACAAAGGAGUUUUACGCUGACCAAUAAAGUAGAUUGAGACAUUACACGUGGAGAGAAAAAAAAAGAUCGAUCACAAUCAAAAAAAAGCAGAGGUAGCUAAAUUGAAAAGAAAAAGAAGUAACCAUUUUUUUCGCUGAUAAACAUUAUCAGCAUUAGUAAUGGCUCAGUCGUGGCAUUAGAUAAUAAUUUCGAUAAAUUUGAGAAGCGAACUAGUAAUCAUGGCAACCGGCGACGAUAGACGUAUCGCUUUAAUAACAGGUAUCACUGGACAAGAUGGUUCUUAUCUAGCAGAAUUUUUACUGGAAAAAGGAUAUGAUGUGCAUGGCAUUAUCAGACGAGCAAGUUCAUUCAAUACUGCUCGUAUCCAGCAUCUUUAUGAAGAUCCAAAAUGCCAUCGGCAAGGUAAAAUGAAGUUGCAUUAUGGCGAUAUGACGGACUCAAGUAGUUUGAUUAAAGUUAUCAGCGCGAUACAACCGACAGAGAUCUAUAAUCUUGCAGCGCAAAGUCAUGUCAUGGUAAGCUUUGAAGUAAGUGAAUAUACUGCAGAAGUAGAUGCAGUAGGGACAGUGAGAAUAUUAGAUGCGAUACGCACAUGUGGCUUAGAGAAAUCUGUAAAAUUUUAUCAUGCUUCAACGUCUGAACUUUAUGGCAAAGUAAUGGAAGUUCCGCAAACUGAAAAAACUCCAUUUUACCCACGUUCUCCAUAUGCCUGUGCGAAGUUAUAUAGCUUCUGGAUUGUUGUAAAUUAUAGAGAAGCAUAUAAUAUGUUUGCGUGCAAUGGUAUAUUAUUCAAUCAUGAGAGUCCGCGAAGAGGAGAGAAUUUUGUCACAAGAAAAGUGACGAGAUCUAUAGCAAAGAUACAUUUAGGUCUGCAGGAUGUGCUCGAGUUAGGUAACUUAGAUGCAAAACGAGAUUGGGGCCAUGCAAAAGAUUAUGUAGAAGCAAUGUGGUUAAUGCUCCAGCAAUCACAACCGGAUGAUUAUGUCAUAGCAACAGGAGAAACGCAUAGUGUAAGAGAAUUUGUAGAAAUGGCAUUCCAAUAUGUCGGUCGUACAAUUAAGUGGCAAGGCGAAGGUGUCAAUGAGACAGGGCAAGAUGCACAAACUGGUCAAAUAUUAGUUCGUAUAAAUCCAAAAUACUUCCGUCCAACAGAAGUGGAUGUACUUUUGGGCGAUGCAUCGAAAGCGAAAAAUAAAUUUGGAUGGAAACCAACUAUUACAUUUAAGGAACUUGUCAAAGACAUGAUGGAUUCUGAUUUGGAAUUAAUGUCAAAAAAUCCAAACGCUUAAUAAUGUUUUAUUUUUAAAAUGUGAUAUAGCCAAAAGCAUUUAUCAUUUUUCCAUGCAAAAUGGCAGUAUUUACAAUUGUCUACUUUGUAAAUAUAAUAUAAAUAUUUUUUAAACGUUUCUAAAACUUCUAUAAACGAAUAAGAUUUUUACUUUGUAUAAUCUGAUAGCAAUAUAUUAUACAGAUAUCACUCCAGUGAAAGAACUAAGAGUGAACUUCCGAGAAUAUAUUGAAUAAUUGUUAUUGAUCAUUAAAGCAAAAAAAA
This is a messenger RNA of Pogonomyrmex barbatus (red harvester ant), 1747 nucleotides long. RefSeq names its product GDP-mannose 4,6 dehydratase (gene Gmd). Gene Ontology annotation, biological process: 'de novo' GDP-L-fucose biosynthetic process. Gene Ontology annotation, molecular function: GDP-mannose 4,6-dehydratase activity. The record is from RefSeq and is a predicted model, not a curated record. Lineage: Eukaryota; Metazoa; Arthropoda; Insecta; Hymenoptera; Formicidae.